Molecule: messenger RNA, 873 nt
Organism: Amyelois transitella
Lineage: Eukaryota; Metazoa; Arthropoda; Insecta; Lepidoptera; Pyralidae
Exons: 4
Coding region: 1-873 (290 amino acids)
Cellular component (GO): extracellular matrix
Source: RefSeq, a predicted model, not a curated record
AUGUUGGUAAAGGUGUUUGUGCUGGCCAUAUUGACAGUUGCAAAUUGUCAAGAACAUCAUCAAACUUAUUCAAUAAACACUGUGAUUACACACGAUGCACCUAAGCAAGCGGAUUCACGUCAUUACUUCGAGCCAGCACCGCAGUUUGUGCCUAUUCAGGAAGUAUCUGCUCCUAAACCAGUUUCCACAGCAUCUCAAGGGCCUCCUCAGCACGCUAAAUAUAAUUUUGGCGAUAUAAAGAAUUAUUUUAUUCGUCCUCAACCGGCACCAAAGAACCCAGCACCCGUGCAUGAGAACAUAAUCGACGUGUCCUCUCCUGCUCCUCCUCGCCAUGUUGUAAUUCAACAGAUUCCUCUCCAAAGAUUUGUUCCCGCGCCUCCAGUUCAACACAUACAAUAUCCAGUUCAACAAGUCCAACAAAUUCAACCUCCUACUGCACAAGUUCAACAUUCAGUUCAAGUUCAGCACACCCCAGCAGUUCAAGUUAGCAUUCCACAUAUAGACUUACGGCCUGUUCCUAUUCCGAUUCCUCCUGUUGAAGUACAACAUGUUCCUGUUCAUCUUGAACAUCAACAAUCUUAUGGACAGGGCGAAGCAUCUCAAAGUCACCACGAGGAAUCUAAAGAUGAUCAUGAUGACUAUUAUGCUAUCCCUAAGUACACCUACGAGUACAAAGUAGAAGAUCCAAAUACUCAUGACAACAAGUACCAACAUGAGACCCGCGAUGGCGACGUGGUGAAGGGAGUGUACAGUCUGCAUGAACCUGAUGGGUCCGUACGCACUGUAGAGUAUUCUUCGGACAAGAUAACUGGAUUCAACGCUUAUGUUAAAAAUUCCGCCGUCACAAAACACAUAGAACCUCAUCACCAUUAA